AUUCUUUUUCCAUUUUUUAUUCCAAGAUUUACUUGUGUAUGAUACGAAACAAGUAAAUUAAGAAUUAUCGUUCCUUGGAGUCUUUCAGAAUUUGAGUACCCCCUCCCGCUCCCAAGAUGGCACUUCUUCCUGUUGGGCUGUUUUUCAUCCGUCUUCUUGUAAACCAUCAUCCUGCCCUAUCCCAAGGAUGAUUGGGUCUCGUGAAAAGUUGUGUAAAUUGUCCCAAUGGAAAGUGGACCAAAGGGUUCUUGGGGCAUUAAAGGGCACUGGGUUAGAUAAUCUAUAUACUUUAGCAACUAUUGUCGGUAGAAAUGCUCAUGACAAUAGCAUGAUAGAUGCUCUUGUUAGGCAUUAUGAUGUUAGAGAUAGGUGUUUUAAGAUUAAUAAUCAAAAUUUAUUUUUUGGAUUAGAAGAUGUGCUUUUAAUCACAGGCCUUCCAGUAGAAGGGACCCCAGUGAUAAAGACAACAACAAACAUUCAUGCCCUUGAAAACUUGUUAGGGGGAGUGCCUGAAAGUGAGUUGAAGGAUAAAUCAAAUGCGGUGAACCUUAGUUGGUUACAAAAAGAGUUUGAGCAUGUACCUGAAAAUGUAGAUGCCAAUAGAUUUUCCUGUCAUGUUAGAGGAUUUGUCCUCUACAUAUUAGGCACGGUAAUGGUUCCCAGUUUAGAUCAUGUGCACGUGAAUCUGGGCUACUUGGGCUGCAUGUCCGAGAUAGGUGAGAUAAAGAAGUAUGCAUGGGGAGUUGCACUGCUUUCCCAUGUGCACUAUAGUCUAGAGAGUCAUCUUAAAAGAAGGAAAAAAGCUAUUGGCAGCCACUUGUUCUUCUUAAUGGUGUGGGCAUUGGAGCAUAUCCCUGCCUUUGUGAUGGAAUUUUUCGGGCAUGAGUUAGACACCUAUCCCAGCGAGUUCCCGCUGUCUUGUGCUUGGGGAAAAUUGUUUCAUAAUGUGCUUUCUAAUAGGCACAAAGUGAGGGACUUUAAUCGGCACUUGGAGCAUCUUUGGGAAAAUGAAAAUUCGGUUACUUGGCAGCCUUAUAUGAGGCUUGCUGACAACUUCCUCCCUGAAGAGAUUAGGGGGCAGCAGCGGAUGGGAAGCUGCCGGGUGAUUUUGAUUCACCCGAUCCACAGGUGCCCCCUCAUAUUCCAUCGUCCUGAUCUUUGCCCUAGGAAACUUGGGUUUAGAGAGGCCGAUGUGACUGCCUGUUCCCCAAUGCUUUCCGAUCGCACAAGAUUUCGAAGUUGGAAACUUCAUCUAGAAGAGUGGGAGAAGUUGGAGACGUGCUUUGUGAGGAGCCGGUUAGAUCAACAAGAUGGCGGGGGCUUGGUGCCAGAAACAAACCAGAGAGAAGGCGGAGCCAAAUCUGGAGGAUUUCAAAACAUAGAAAGAAUCCAUAUUACAGUACAAGAAUGGUCUGAGGUAGAAAUUACAGCAACAGCAGCAGCUGCUCUAUCUGCAUCUGCAACUCAAGUCGUUGAACGAGCAACAACUCUAAAUGUUCCAUCUGCAUCUAUACCUGUUCCGUCUGCAUCUAUACCUGUUCCAUCUACAUCAGCAACUCAAGAUGUUCCAGAACCAGGAGCACAAGUUCCAUUUGCAUCUGCAACUCAAGACGUUGCAGAACGAGUAGCACCGCCGCCGGUUGGUGAUUCAUCGUCUUCCUUCAUCAAAAACUCUGAAUCCAAAGACAACCCAUUGUUGUCGCCACCACCACCCAAAAUCCCAAUUGUAUGGCCGCUCGACGGAAAGCUCAGCCUUGAAUGGGUUCAAAACCUCAUGUCCACUAUGGAUUGGGCUUCUAGAAAUCUUGACCCAGAGAAAUUUCUGGACGUGUUUCCUAUGGAGGUUUUCGAUAGCUUGGUCGUCAGCGCCUCCAAUAUCCUACACAAAGAGGCAAAUUGCAUUUUCGUCGACCGGUUAGGCCCGGAAUCCACUGUUGUCGUUGUUGGAGACAUUCAUGGUCAGCUGCACGAUCUCCUUUUCCUUCUAGAUGAUGCUGGAUUUCCUUCAGAAAAUCGAUUAUUCAUCUUCAAUGGCGAUUAUGUAGAUAGAGGGGCUUGGGGGAUCGAAACCUUCUUGAUUUUAUUGGCGUGGAAAGUGUUUUUGCCCAAGAGCGUUUAUCUUCUUAGAGGAAAUCAUGAAUCCAAAUACUGCACUUCUGUUUAUGGAUUUGAAAAGGAAGUGUUGACAAAGUAUGGAGACAAGGGGAAACAUGUGUACCGACAAUGUCUCUGGUGCUUUAAGCGUCUCCCCUUGGCAUCCAUUAUCGGGAAAUAUGUUUAUACUGCUCAUGGUGGGCUGUUUCGCAGCAUGGCGGCAUGCCCCAAGAGAUCAAAAAAAAAGAAGAGAAGGAGAAUAGCUUUCGAUCCUGAACUGAGCAGUCCAUUGUCCCUUGGCACGCUUGAAGAAUUAAAGAAGGCUCAAAGAUCAGUUUUGGAUCCUUCAUGUGAAGGUUCGAACUUGAUUCUUGGUGACGUGCUAUGGUCAGAUCCCUCCAUGGAUCCUGGUCUUUCUUUGAAUACAGAGAGAGGCAUUGGUUUGCUUUGGGGCCCUGACUGCACUGAGGAUUUUCUCAAGAAGUCUCAACUCAAGUUGAUUAUUAGAACGCAUGAAGGCCCUGAUGCGCGGGACAAGAUGCAGAGGCCAGGUCUUGAUGGAAUGGAUAACGGGUUCACCAUAGAUCACAUUGUGGAGUCAGGAAAGCUCAUUACUUUGUUUAGUGCUCCAGACUACCCACAAUUUCAGGGGACAGAAGAUAGGUGCAGAAAUAAAGGAGCUUACAUCGUUCUGGAACCCCCAAAUUUUGAUAAUCCUGUUUUUCAUAGCUUUGAAGCAGUCGCUCCAAGACCUCAGGCGAAUCCCUUUUACGAUUUUGAAGAAGUGGCCGAUUCUGAUCAAGAGUUGGACUUCGCAUCGAUGCAGACUAGCCCGUGAAGUCCUCGGUUACCUGGAAAAUUUACCGAGUCGGAGACCGUUGGAGCUUGAUAACAGUGUAUUAAAAGGCGAAGGCGCAUGCGAGGCGUCCUAUGGAUAUCCCCGCCUAGACGUGAGGCGAAGUCUUACAAAACCUAAAUUUUUUAAUAUAUAUGUUGAUGCAAAAAUUAGGAAAGACUUUGGAACAACAUCAAGGGUGAAGUUUGUCACCUUUCUCGGUUGCUCCGGUCACUAGUGAGGAUAAAUAUGUAAAGAGAUAGAGAUAGAGAAGCAAACACAAGAUGCAAUAAAAAGAUUUAAAUAAAAACAUGAUAGAGAUCAA
This is a messenger RNA of Pyrus x bretschneideri (Chinese white pear), 3254 nucleotides long. RefSeq names its product serine/threonine-protein phosphatase 7 long form homolog. Gene Ontology annotation, molecular function: protein serine/threonine phosphatase activity. The record is from RefSeq and is a predicted model, not a curated record. NCBI's taxonomy places the organism in Eukaryota, Viridiplantae, Streptophyta, Magnoliopsida, Rosales, Rosaceae. The transcript has 8 exons. The coding region runs from base 188 to 2932 and encodes 914 amino acids. Gene Ontology annotation, cellular component: cytosol; nucleus.